AUGGUAUCACAGUGCAAACUAAAAUGUACAAGCAAAUUUAAUGACGAAGAAAAACAGCUAAUAUUUUCUAAAUUAUAUAACGGAAAGCCAAAAAACGCAGAGGACACUUUCCUUCAAGAUUUAAUGGAAACAAAAGCCAUUGUAAGACGUCGCAAACGAGUUGCCGAUGGCGAUGAACUCAAUGCAAAGCCGAGAACUGCACAUUUUCAAUACUUUGUUCAAAAAAUUGAAGAACAAGUGCCGGUAUGUAAACAGGCUUUUCUCAAUUUGUAUGCCAUAUCUCACUUCCGUGUACAACGCCUAAAUAUGUUGCUCAGUAAAGGAGAAUCUCCUAAAGACAUGCGUGGAAAGCACAACACCAGACCUACCUCAGUUACUGCCGAAACCAGGACUAAAAUGCAAAUGCAUAUCGAUUCCUUUCCAUAUAAAAUUUCACAUUAUGGUGAAAGACAUUAAAUAUUUGGACUCCAAAUUUUGUUCGACCUUUUUAUCAAGAAACACC
Molecule: messenger RNA, 502 nt
Organism: Psylliodes chrysocephalus
Lineage: Eukaryota; Metazoa; Arthropoda; Insecta; Coleoptera; Chrysomelidae
Source: the annotation of a GenBank genome assembly